Messenger RNA from Nanorana parkeri, 4147 nucleotides. Its product is annotated as aldehyde oxidase 1-like. Lineage: Eukaryota; Metazoa; Chordata; Amphibia; Anura; Dicroglossidae. Gene Ontology annotation, molecular function: oxidoreductase activity; FAD binding; iron ion binding. The transcript has 35 exons. The coding region runs from base 56 to 4018 and encodes 1320 amino acids. The record is from RefSeq and is a predicted model, not a curated record.
CACAGGUUUGGAACUAAUUGUAUGAUUAAUCUUUGCAGAGCUGGAUAGAACACCAAUGGCUCGACCACAAGCUUCGGAUGAGCUGAUUUUCUAUGUGAAUGGAAAAAAGAUAGUGGAAAAAAAUGCUGAUCCGGAGGACUUGCUGCUUUUUUACCUGAGAAAGAAAUUGCGCUUAACUGGCACGAAGUAUGGCUGUGGUGGAGGUGGCUGUGGCGCUUGCACAGUUAUGGUGUCAACUAUCCACCCUAUUUCCAAGAAAAUCCGACACUAUCCAGCCACUGCCUGUCUGUUGCCCAUUUGUUCCUUGCAUGGCAUGGCAAUUACCACCACAGAAGGAAUUGGCAAUUCAGCUACAAGGCUUCAUCCAGUCCAGGAGAGGCUAGCAAAAGCCCAUGGCUCCCAAUGUGGGUUUUGUAGCCCUGGGAUGGUGAUGUCUAUGUACACAUUACUGAGAAACAAUCCAGAACCCAGCAUUGAGGAUAUUUUGGCCAGCAUGUCUGGAAACCUUUGUAGAUGUACAGGCUACCGACCAAUUAUAGACGCUUUCAGAACUUUUAGCAAGGACUGCUGUUUAAACAAAAGGCCGGAGGAAAAAAUGCUACCUGAAGGGAGCUCUCUGACCUUGUUUGAUGAAAAUAAAUUCUUACCUCUGGAUCCUACGCAAGAACUUAUAUUUCCACCUGAGCUAAUGAUGAUGCGGAACAACCCAAAGAAAAUGAUCACAUUCCAUGGGGAGAGAAUUACAUGGUACUCUCCUUCCACACUUGAAGAACUGCUGGAGCUGAAGAUGAAGUUCCCUAAAGCUCCUCUUGUAGUUGGGAACACUACUGUAGGGAUUCAGAUGAAGUUUGAAGGUGUUUUAUACCCAGUUAUCAUCUCCCCUGUAAGAAUCAGUGAUCUGUAUGAUGUGUCCACAACUAACCAAGGAAUUACGGUUGGAGCUGCAGUCAGUCUUGCACAAGUGAAACAAAUUUUAAAUAAGAAUGUUUCUAAGUUACCAAAAGAUAAAACCAAGAUAUUCCAUGCAUUACUGCAGCAGCUGAGCACGCUGGCCGGAGAGCAAAUUAGAAGCAUGGCUUCUCUUGGAGGGCAUGUUAUCAGCAAAGGUUCAGUAAGCGACCUUAACCCAGUGCUUGCCGCAGGGGGAGCUGCAUUAAACUUGGCAUCCAAAGGUAAAACACGGACAAUCCCAUUGGAUGGUUCCUUUUUCUCAGGUGCCUCUACCCUAAAGCCAGAGGAAGUCUUGUUGAGUGUAUUUAUACCUUACUCAAAAAAGAGCCAGUUUGUGUCUGCAUUCAGACAAGCUCAGAGAGAAGAAAAUUCUUUUCCUAUUGUGAAUGCUGGGAUGAAAGUGGAAUUUAAAGAGAAUACUGACAUUAUAAAGGAAAUGAAAAUAUUCUAUGGUGGUGUCCAUUCUACAACUGUGUCUGCAAAGAACACUGGAGAAGCUCUCAUUGGGAGACAUUGGGAUGAUGGCAUGCUGGGUGAAGCCAACAAACAGAUAAUGAAUGAGGUGUCUCUACCACCUUCUGCUGCUGAUGGAAAAGUGGAAUAUAAGAGGUCUCUGAUGAUCGGUUUUCUCUUCAAAUUCUACCUGCAGGUCAGGCAGGAACCAGAUAUGCCUGUCUCCAAUUCCUUCAGUGCUCCAGAGUCUAUUAGUGCAGUCUGUGAUUCUAAGAGUAAAGCACCUCAAACAUUACAAAUUUUCCAGGAAGUAAACUCCAAUCAGCCAGUUAAAGACCCUGUUGGCCGUCCAAUAGAGAACCAGUCUGCCAUAAAGCAAGCCACGGGCGAGGCAGUGUAUGUGGAUGACAUGCCACCUGUGGACCAAGAACUUUUCAUCGCUUUUGUCACUAGCAAAAAGGCUCAUGCCAAGAUUGCGUCACUGGAUUUUUCUGAUGCCCUCAAAGUUCGUGGAGUGGUGGAUAUAAUAAGAGCAAAGGAUGUCCCCGGAAUAAAUGAAGUUUCUGGACAAGGACCUUUAUUUUCAGAGGAGGAGGUACUGUGUGUAGGGCAAAUAAUCUGUGCAAUUGUAGCUGACACUCCAGAACAUGCAAGAAGAGCCGUGGCUAAAGUGAAGAUAACUUACAAUGAUCUGAAGCCCAUUCUCUCUGUCGAGGAUGCUAUUAAGCACAACUCCUUUUUUCAACCAGAUAAACAAAUUCUACAUGGAAAUGUAGAAGAUGCCUUUAAAAAGGCUGACCAUAUCAUUAAGGGGGAGAUUCAUAUUGGUGGUCAGGAACAGUUCUAUAUGGAAACCAAUUCUGUUCUUGUUGUGCCAAAGGGAGAGGAUAAUGAGUUUGACAUAUACAUAUCCUCACAGGAUCCCACAACUGCACAGCUUUCAGUGGCUGCUGUCCUUGAUGUUCCAUCUAACAGGAUUGUAUCCAAAGUGAAGAGAGUUGGGGGAGCAUUUGGAGGAAAGAUUACAAAGCCAGGCAUCUUUGCAUGUGCAGCAGCAGUAGCUGCCCAAAAGACCAAAAGGCCUAUUCGUUGUGUUCUGGAGCGAAAUGAAGACAUGUUGAUGACUGCUGGUCGCCAUCCAUUUAAGGGCAUUUACAAAGUGGGAUGUAUGAGUGACGGUAGAAUAGUGGGAGCCGAAGUGUCUUUUUAUGCCAAUGCUGGAUGCACUCCUGAUGAGUCCAUUUUGGUACUUAUAGUGGCCCUUCUGAAGAUGGAUAAUGCAUAUUACUUCCCUAACCUCCACUGUCGUGCCAAGGCUUGUAAGACCAACCUGCCCUCUAAUACUGCUUUUAGAGGCUUUGGCUUUCCUCAGACUGGACUGGUUACUGAGACCAUAAUGGAUGCUAUAGCUGUAAAAUGUGGCUUACCUCCUGAUCAGGUCCGACAUGUGAACAUGUAUAAAGGGAUUUCUAGGACACAUUAUAAACAAGAGUUUGAUGCCACCAAUCUGAUGCGGUGCUGGGAUGAAUGCAUGGCGAGGUCUUCUUAUGUCAAAAGAAAGAUUGAAGUGCAAAGCAUGAACAAGAAGAAUUACUGGAAGAAGAGAGGAAUGGCUAUUAUACCACUAAAAUUCACAGUUGGAUUUGUUGACAAAAUGUUUCAUCAGGCUUCAGCUUCGGUUCAUAUUUACAGAGAUGGGAAAGUCCUUGUCAGCCAUGGUGGAGUAGAACUGGGACAGGGUCUUAACACAAAGGUCAUGCAGAUUGCGAGCAGAGAGUUGAAGGUACCAUUAUCACAUAUAUACAUCUCUGGGACCAGCACAGAAGUUGUACCAAAUUCACUUCCAACUGCUGGAACAAUUGGAACAGAUGUUUAUGGUCUGGCAGUUAAGUAUGCCUGUGAGACACUUUGGCAGAGAUUGGAACCUAUUGUCAAAAACAAUCCUAAUGGCAAGUGGGAGGACUGGGUUAUGGGAGCUUUUGCUCAAAGACUGAGCCUUUCAGCUACUGGAUUUUACAAAGGAUAUGACACUGAUAUGGACUGGGAAAAAGGAGAGGGUCACAUUGCUCCAUAUUACAUCUACGGAGCAGCUUGUACUGAGAUUGAACUGGACUGCCUAACUGGAGCCCACAAGAAUCUUCGUACAGAUAUAGUUUUGGAUGUAGGAGAAAGCAUAAAUCCAGGAUUGGACAUUGGGCAGAUUGAAGGUGGAUUUAUUCAGGGACUUGGCUUGUACACACUAGAGGAACUCUUUUAUUCACCACAAGGUGACAUGUAUACACUUGGCCCUGACAAAUAUAAAAUACCAACAGUGUGUGAUGUCCCGACUGAGUUUAAUGUCUCGCUCCUCGCAUCGUCUAAAAAUCCCUAUACAAUUUACUCCUCAAAGGGAGUCGGGGAGCCAUCUGUGUUUUUAGGAUGCUCUGUCCUUUUUGCCAUAAAGGAUGCAGUGGAUUCAGUUCGCUCAGAACGUGGCUUGCCUAAGACUUUUACUCUUAAUAGCCCAGCAACUCCUGAGAAAAUCAGAAUGGCGUGUGAAGACCACUUGACUAAAAUGAUCCCGAGAGACAAAGAUGGCACCUUCACCCCCUGGUCAUUCGACAUUACAAAAUGAUUAUGAAACACUGUAAUAAUGAUCCACAAGAGCACUUAACUGCUUUGGCUAUAGUACAGCUGCCAUAAAUUUUAGACCAAAAUGCUUAGCUUAUAACUGCCAAAUGAUUUCGGUGAAUAAUUUGCUAAC